UCGCAUUAAUUAUGCAAAAGUAUCGCCUAUAGAAAAUCAAUAAAAUCUGAUUGCAACGAAUAGAAAAUAACGUUUUUGGAAGUACCAUAAAGUAAGGAGUGCUCCUCCAGACGGCAGUGACUUAGCGUAGCUUGUAAUGGCCACAUCACCACGCUCCGUCGACACUAUAUCACUUUGUUCCACCGUUUCCAGUUGCCCAGAUCGCAAUGGCUUUUACGGUGGUUUUCAGCGCACAGAAAAGCCUAAAGAACCACUCUCCAAGGCGCAAAUUAUUGCGCGAGAAAAGAAAUGGUUAUAUAUGAUUGAUAAUUGGUCGCUUUAUAUGUCCAAAAACUACAAAAAGAUUCGUGAUCGCUGUCGCAAAGGCAUACCAAAAUCGGUGCGUCCACGUGCUUGGUUUUAUUUAUCUGGCGCUUAUUUGCUAAAAAAGAAAAAUCCCACUGUCUAUAAAGAAUUACUCGAACAGCCCGGUAAUCCACAUGUCAUCGAAGAAAUCAAAAAGGAUAAACAUCGUCAAUUUCCUUUUCAUGAAAUGUUUCUGGACGAGGAUAAAGUGGGCCAAAUCGAAUUAUUUAAUGUAUUAAAAGCGUAUUCCAUCUAUAAUCCGAAAGUGGGCUUUUGUCAGGCGCAAGCGCCGAUAGCUGCUUUCCUGCUUAUGCACCUGCCGGCCGAAGAUGCAUUUUGGGUAUUCGUUAGCGUUUGUGAUGUGUAAGUUGAGUUUUUCUUUAUAUGAAAACAAACAAAAUCAAAUUUAUCUAAAAGACUAGGAGAUUUCUUUAUAUUUGAUAUGCACUAAACUAAGAAUGGAUUUUAAAAUUGUCUAUAUAGUUGAGAAAUUGUUUCUGUUUUGACUGCAUGAAACGCACUAAAAAUAAAAAGGCUUACAAAUUA
Messenger RNA from Rhagoletis zephyria (snowberry fruit fly), 891 nucleotides. Its product is annotated as TBC1 domain family member 10A-like. Lineage: Eukaryota; Metazoa; Arthropoda; Insecta; Diptera; Tephritidae. Gene Ontology annotation, molecular function: GTPase activator activity; small GTPase binding. Gene Ontology annotation, biological process: regulation of GTPase activity. The record is from RefSeq and is a predicted model, not a curated record.